Molecule: messenger RNA, 1227 nt
Organism: Budorcas taxicolor (takin)
Lineage: Eukaryota; Metazoa; Chordata; Mammalia; Artiodactyla; Bovidae
Gene: TSEN34
Product: tRNA splicing endonuclease subunit 34
Exons: 5
Coding region: 20-955 (311 amino acids)
Biological process (GO): tRNA splicing, via endonucleolytic cleavage and ligation; tRNA-type intron splice site recognition and cleavage
Cellular component (GO): tRNA-intron endonuclease complex
Molecular function (GO): tRNA-intron lyase activity; nucleic acid binding
Source: RefSeq, a predicted model, not a curated record
GAACCGAGGAGGGAGGAGGAUGCUGGUGGUGGAGGUGGCGAACGGCCGUUCCCUGGUGUGGGGGGCCGAGGCGGUGCAGGCGCUGCGGGAGCGCCUGGGCGUGGGGGGCCGCACGGUGGGCGCCCUGCCCCGCGGGCCCCGCCAGAACUCGCGCCUGGGCCUCCCACUGCUGCUGAUGCCUGAGGAGGCGCGACUGCUGGCCGAGAUCGGCGCAGUCACCCUGGUCAGCGCCCCGCGCCCGGACCCUCGCCAACACAGCCUGGCACUGGCAUCCUUCAAGCGCCAGCAAGAGCAGGGCUUCCAGGAACAAAGCGCUCUGGCAGCUGAGGCCCGAGAGACCCGUCGUCAGGAGCUACUAGAGAAGAUUACAGAGGGCCAGGCUGCGAAGAAGCUAAAGCUGGAACAGGAAUCAGGGACCAGUGGGAGCCAGGAGGCCGGUGGGAAGCAAGCUGCCGAAGAGAGUGAGGCCAGUGCUGGCCAGGCUGCUGGAGAGCAUGAGGAAGCACAUGAAGGCUCCUCUCCCCAGCCAGGGCCUUCAAAUGGCAUGGCCCCCUUACCAAAGUCUGCUCUGCUCAUCCAGUUGGCCACUGCUCGGCCGCGGCCCAUCAAGGCUAGGCCCCUGGACUGGCGUGUCCAGUCCAAAGACUGGCCCCACGCUGGCCGCCCUGCCCACGAGCUUCGCUACAGCAUCUACAGAGACCUGUGGGAACGAGGCUUCUUCCUCAGUGCCGCUGGCAAGUUCGGGGGUGACUUCCUGGUCUAUCCUGGUGACCCGCUCCGUUUCCACGCUCACUACAUCGCCCAGUGCUGGGCUCCCGGGGAUCCCAUACCACUCCAGGACCUGGUUUCGGCUGGCCGCCUGGGCACCAGUGUCAGAAAGACGCUGCUGCUUUGCUCUCCGCAGCCCGAUGGUAAGGUGGUCUACACGUCCCUGCAGUGGGCCAGCCUGCAGUGAGCUCCAGAGACCUGUGGGCGCGUGGCCAUGUCCGUGGCAAGACCCUUUCUAGAUGGUUCCAAGCUCAUCUCUGCGUGGGAGGCCCCGCCCCGCAUCCUACCUCUCUUGGUGAUUAGUGUUCGAUUCCAGAUUUAUAAACACUACAUCCUCCUUAUAUCCCUCCCCAAUCCAAAGCACUUAGUGGCUGUGUUGUUUUUAUAGUUACCAGUUUCCAACCAUGAGUUUCCUGAGUGUGAAAGCUGAUUCAUUUAUGUUUUCUACAGGACUUAGGU